This is a messenger RNA of Lolium rigidum, 1137 nucleotides long. Its product is annotated as rac-like GTP-binding protein 5. Gene Ontology annotation, biological process: small GTPase-mediated signal transduction; cortical cytoskeleton organization; actin filament organization. The transcript has 7 exons. The coding region runs from base 128 to 721 and encodes 197 amino acids. Gene Ontology annotation, cellular component: cytoplasmic vesicle; cell cortex; cell projection. NCBI's taxonomy places the organism in Eukaryota, Viridiplantae, Streptophyta, Magnoliopsida, Poales, Poaceae. Gene Ontology annotation, molecular function: GTPase activity; protein kinase binding; GTP binding. The record is from RefSeq and is a predicted model, not a curated record.
UGGUAGUCUCCACCCCCCACUCGCUUCGCUUGCUGCUGAGCUUCUCUCCGACGGACGGACGGCCGGCCUACCUAGGGAUUCGCCGGCGGAGAUUGCGUGGGCCGACGGGCGAGGGAGCUGAGCGGCGAUGAGCGCGUCUCGGUUCAUAAAGUGCGUGACGGUGGGGGACGGCGCCGUGGGCAAGACCUGUCUCCUCAUCUCCUACACCUCCAACACCUUCCCCACGGAUUAUGUCCCGACUGUCUUUGACAACUUCAGCGCAAACGUCGUCGUCGAUGGAAGCACCGUCAACCUGGGCUUGUGGGAUACAGCAGGACAAGAGGACUACAACAGGCUACGCCCGCUGAGCUACCGCGGCGCCGACGUCUUCCUGCUCGCCUUCUCCCUCAUAAGCAAAGCAAGCUACGAGAACGUCUCCAAGAAGUGGAUUCCUGAAUUGAGGCACUAUGCUCCUGGUGUGCCCAUCAUUCUUGUUGGCACAAAGCUUGAUCUGCGGGAUGACGAACAGUUUUUCGUGGACCACCCCGGUGCGGUUCCUAUCUCCACCACUCAGGGUGAGGAGCUGAAAAAGGUAAUCGGCGCGACAGCAUACAUCGAGUGCAGUUCCAAAACGCAGCAGAAUAUCAAGGCUGUCUUCGACGCGGCGAUCAAGGUGGUUCUCCAGCCCCCGAAGCAGAGGCGGAGGAAGAGGAAGGCGCGGAAAGGGUGUGCCAUCUUAUGAAAUGGUACGCAGGUAGACUGAACCAGGCCGGUGCCGGGCCAUCUUAUGACUGAAAUGGUACACAAGUAGACUGAGGCAGGCUGGUGCCGGGCAGAUGGUUUUGUAGUCUCUCGCUUCAAAGGACCAUCGUUCCUCGCCUCGCUGUUGUUGUUGUCCGGUUGUAUGCAUGGAAAUUAGUCUGUAAUACAUAUUCAGCCCUGUAAAUGGAGUGCUUGUUUGUGAUGGAUGGUACUGCAGUGUAGUUCAGUGUUCAGGCUGAAAGUAAAACAUCACAGUUCAAUGUUCCGGCCUGUCUUGUAAGAUCCAGGUGAUGCACUUGGUGUGUAGUGCCAUCUACUGUGCUACUGUGCUAUCGAUGGAAAGUAGAAGAUGGAUUUGUGGUCAACAUGUAAUACGUAUAUAGCUUUGCUUGAUGA